Chinchilla lanigera (long-tailed chinchilla) is the source of this 2531-nucleotide messenger RNA. RefSeq lists its product as uncharacterized. Lineage: Eukaryota; Metazoa; Chordata; Mammalia; Rodentia; Chinchillidae. The transcript is spliced from 3 exons. The record is from RefSeq and is a predicted model, not a curated record. The coding region runs from base 85 to 2433 and encodes 782 amino acids.
CCCGAAGCAAGCUCUGUUGAGCACCCUGGCAGUAUCGAAGGGACAGAAGCAGAGAAGCAACCCUUCUAGAGCCUGAGGGAGAAAAUGAAGCGGUUGUUGCAAGAGUCAGAGGAAGAAAUCAUGGUCACCUUGGGACCCUCCUCCAAGCUUUCUCCGGAGAGAGUUAAGGCUGAAGCUGUGUGUGGCAUUGAAAACAAGUCCUCCGGCCCGGCUGGAUCCUUACCGGAAGACAACUCCCUGCUCCCUUGCUGUGGGUCAGCAGCCUCAGGCACUGGUGGAGAUAAAUAUGGAGGGCCAGUUCAGCUUUGCAGCUUUGGGCUGAAGGCCAACAGCCACCUUCCUCUGGGCUCCACGUGCAGUGUUUCAGAGUCUGGUUCUCAGGACCUUUCAUCUGCCAGUGUUACCACAAGCUGUCAGGAGCCCUCAGAGAGGAGCCAAGCCAAGUCCCUUGUGUCCAGAGGCUCUGGCCAGAGCUGUAGCCGUGAACAGCGAGAGCCUUUAGGGGAUGUGGUAGAAUAUAUCAUCAGAGAGCUACAGGGCAUCAGCCGUCUCCAGACCGAGAUCGCUGAGCUGCAGCAGCACUUGCGCCAGGUCCGGGGCUCGGUGGAUGAAGUGUCAAGCUGUGUCGACUCCGUGCUGAGUGAGAUAGAAGGCUUGCAUGUGGGCAGCAGCUCCCUGACCAAGGCAUGUGAGGGGGAAAAGGCUCCAGAACCCUGUGUGGGAAGACCCAGUGAAGAAGCCAUUCUUUGCCUGUAUGGACUUCCUGAACAGGAAGGGGAAAGUACUAUGGAACAGGUGGACAACUUUUUAGCCAGACAUCUCUGUGUCAAUGGCAUACAGUGCAGCAGGUACAUCAAAGAGGCUUAUAGGGCAGGCAAGGGCCCUGCUCCCAGGCCUGCUGUGGUGAAGCUUGCGCAUCUCGAGCACAGAGACUUUAUCUUACAGAAGUCCGUCCUCUUGCAGAGUGUGGGUGUCCAGGUUGCCACCAGAGAAGAACCAAGCUGGUCACAGAGCUGUAAGAGUCCACAAAAGGAGUCUAUAUUAUUUUUGCAGCAACUUCAGAAGCAUAGUGGGAAUUCUUUAAACCAGGAUAAACCAAUUUUUCAGCUGAAAACAGGGGACAGAGGACUCAUAACAGGAUCAUAUCAGAUGAUGGCUCAGAAUCAGCAUGGAGAGCACCAGGUUUCUGAGCAGCAGGGUCCUCACUUCCAACUCGAGAACAAUUUGACAAAGGAAAGUGACGUGUCUAAGCCAGGGGCUGAAGUAAAAGGAAGAUCAGAAACAUCCCCGGUUAUCAGUGGCACUGGUGGUAAGUCAGCAGGGAGAAACACUUCUCUCUCUCCCCUCCAUCAGCUUGAAGAACCUUCCCUGGCGUUAAUCUCAAAAGAGGAAGAUUCUGAGAAAGCCCAGGUAUUCAAAAGGUACAGCCGAGAACUGGAAGCAUGUAAAGUAGCAGAACUAGGAACUGACGGCGACAGUGAGAGUGAGGCUGGCAGCCGCCUGUCACUGCCUGGAUUGCUGAAGACAGAAGGAAUGAAUGCAGAAGAUGGGCUUCUAGGCUUUGAAGCUGGGCUUGAUAUCCUGAGUCCCAAGCAGCUAGAAGACCUUUUGGCAGAUGAGUCUAGAAGGUUUGCAGCCCUGAGCUCCGAUAGCAUGGUGGAGGAAAUGGUCAUAGGGCCUGAGACGUUCAGUAAUAUGGUUCAUAUUGACCUGAAUGAAGAGGAGGAAUGUGCUGCUCAGGUCCUGAAGGAUGUCUUUGACAAGUCGUCUUGUGUCCUGGGUGGCUUGCAGGAGGAUGAGGACGUGGAGCUCAAGUUUCAUACAACUAAACUGGGCCGAGCAAUUCACCAUUUUCGUUCAGCUCUGCAGGGGGUGUUUCAGAAGCGGGAAAACAGUGGGUGCAUCAGUCCUGAGGACCUGGAAAGCGAUGGAAGUGGUUCACAGUCAGAGAAUAGUGAUAGAGUUCUUGGGGCAGUGAGUUCGGGGGGUGCCCAGGAUUGCUCUGUGGAGAGCCCUGGAAGCCAAGGGAGUGAGAGCUUGCUCAGCAUGGCUUCUGGUGGACUAGGCAUCUCUGUACAAGGCGACCAAACCCCUCAAGACCCAAGCAACUUCUCUCUUGCUUCUCAUAACUCACCUCUGACGUAUUCAUUGACCAGCAUAGCUCUGGCCUCGUGUCUGGGAAAUGAGACUUAUUCCAGGCCUGAGUCUCCCAAGCAAGGCAGACUAAGUCUAGAGCAAGUGUGUGCAGAGACCAUUUACCUCAACAAGUGCAUCAACAAUUUCAAGAAUGUUCUACGAGAAAAAAGGUUGAGGCAGAAAAAACUUUUACACGAGCUAGUGCAGAAGGCAAACCAUCUCUCAGUAGAAGACAUGCCUGCAGAAGGAAAUCGAGAAGCCCUUCAGUUCCGGCAAAUGCAUAACUCUGGGAAUUGAAAAGGAAGUAAGAGCCUGCUCAUUGCAGUAGCUGUUUCCAAAAGGAAGAUCAAUUCUGGUUGGUAGACUCUAGAGGUGGAGAGAAGGACUCCCCUGAU